Anopheles stephensi (Asian malaria mosquito) is the source of this 1431-nucleotide messenger RNA. RefSeq lists its product as uncharacterized. Lineage: Eukaryota; Metazoa; Arthropoda; Insecta; Diptera; Culicidae. The coding region runs from base 131 to 1327 and encodes 398 amino acids. The record is from RefSeq and is a predicted model, not a curated record. The transcript has 3 exons.
UCGGGAACGGGUUGCAUUAUUUGACGUAACGCUUUAUCUCUCACCCCACGACGAUGAGUGGCGUCCAACGGCGCUCAGACGCCAACUUCAGCACAAUUCAGUUUAGUCAAAUUUCGCACGGUGAGCGUUUAUGGUGUACUGCCGUAGCAUCAUGAGUGAUUCCGGUUGGAAGAGUGCUGAAUUUUUCAAGGACGUUAUAGUGCGUGAUCUUUCCCUUGAGCCCGACGAUGCCUACACCAUCACCGGUUUCAGCAUCGGCAAGGCAAAUGAAAAAACGGCCGGCUAUAUGUCACUCAUCCAUCGGGUGUGUAUCGAGCUGAAGUUGCAGAAGAGUCCGGCAGAGUCUUGCUCACUGUCGUACAUCGUGAAGGAAAAAUCAGACUCAGCGUUCGGGGGUGAUCUCGUCGAGCUGUUGUCCGUGUUUCCCAAGGAGUGUGAAGUGUACGAGAAGCUUUUACCGGCCUUCGAAUGCUUGUUUGAUGGCCGGGCCCCAGUACGUUUUGGACCGAAAGUGUUUAAAACAAUGUGCAGCACAUCGUGCACCGUGAUCGUUAUGGAGGAUUUAACGCGUAGCCGAUUCUACAUGCGCGAGAAAAGUUUUGGUCUCCCAAUGGCGGACGUACGAGCGGUACUGAAAAAAAUGGCCGCGUUUCAUGCUGCGUCGGUAGUUUACAGGGAAAAUGGUGGUACAGCAUCGAAUCUGUUUUCCGAGAGUGUAUUUGCGGAAAGCACUAUUGAGAUGCUGCGCCGUUACUACGACACAUUGUACAGAGCGUUUCUGAUGAGUUUGCGAGAGCGAAACUUGCCACAAGAAUAUCUCAAACCAUUGGUGGCGCUCGAUGGGAAGUUACUGAGGGAAUGUUGUAAUGCACAGCGCGCAGAUUCAUCGGAAUUCUCUGUCCUAAAUCAUAGUGAUCUGUGGCCGAACAAUGUGAUGUUUGGAGAGGAUGAUCUACGAUUUCUGGAUUUUCAAACGGCGUUCUAUGGAUCGUUUGCCUCGGACCUGCUGUACUUCUUCACCACAUCCGCCACGGAGUUGAUGUGCGAUUCGCUCGAGGAACUGCUACAAUUCUACUACAAACACUUGGUGAGCGCAUUCGAACGGCUGCAGCAUCACAAUCAGAUACCGCCGUACGCUGAUUUGCUCCAGCAGUUGAAACGACGCGGUGUAUUAAUAUUACCACCCCUAUCGGAGGCGGUAGCGAUCACCAUGAAUGGCGAAACGGAACCGUCCGAUAUGGAAGUAAUAACUUCGGAGCAACCGGAAGGUGUUGCGUUACGGCAGCGCGUCUACAAUAAUCCGGUGUACGCGACGCUGGUCGAUUAACUGCUGCCCAAACUGUUUGAAUUUGGAUUGUUCGAUAAAGCCGCUGUUUCCGGAAAUUGACUUCCCGAUUUUAAUAAAUUAUUUAGAUAGACGGUUUUCAAGUA